AUGGUCUUCAAACAGCCAGGGAAUGGUACAAUCUGUCCACACUAUGCUGAAUAUAUAUGGAGGGAGCUUUUGAAGAAGGGUGGGUUUGUGGUAAAUGCAGGCUGGCCUACAGCUAAUGCACCAGGUCCAAUCCUCCAGAGUGCCAAUAAGUAUUUGAAAGGCUCAAUUGAUGUAAUGAGGAAGAAGCUUGAAAAGUACAAGUCAAAUUUAGAUAAAGUUGAUAAGAACGGUGCUCCAGUUACAUCUUUGGUACAAGGCAAGAAGCUAAUAGCCCUGAUAUAUGUGAAGGAGCAAUUUGAUGAGUGGAAAGCAGAGUGCUUGAGGAUACUCCAGAAUAACUUUAACGUAGAGAGUUGUACUUUUGCUCCGGACAAGGUGAUAUUAAAGGCAUUGCAGAGUAGUUCUCUCGGACAGGCCAAAGGAUUAAGACAAAUCCAGAAUCUUUGCAUACCUUUCGUGAAGUUGAAGAAGAAGGACGCAGUUCAACUUGGAGCUCAGGCCUUAGAUAUGAAGUUACCAUUUGGAGAGGUUCAGGUACUUGAAGAGAACAUAAACUUGAUUAAGAAACAACUCGGGCUUGAAGAGGUACAAGUUUUGUCUGCUACCAAUCUUGAUGAUCGUGCAAAAGUUGUGAUGAAGGGCAAUGCAUUCUGUUUCCAUCUCCACUCACCAGAGCAGCACUCAACUGGUUUUUUGGUUGGAGCCAAAUGGACCGUUUAUACUCGAACAACGAUUUGCAUGCCCUUUGGCAACAAGAUGAUAAGCCUUUACGAGAAUUCGCCGCAUGGUUCAGCCAUGACUACUCUCGAUCCUGAAAAUUGA
This is a messenger RNA of Prunus armeniaca (apricot), 822 nucleotides long. The record is from the annotation of a GenBank genome assembly. Lineage: Eukaryota; Viridiplantae; Streptophyta; Magnoliopsida; Rosales; Rosaceae.